AUGUCGGAAUCCGUGAAGCAAGUGAAAGUGGACAACUGGGGAAUUUAUUUCCUGCAGCGGCUAAAGCAUUUCUUCAACCGCACAGAUUAUUGUGAUUUAACCCUCCAAUUCCAAGAUAAUGCCCAGCUUAAAGUUCACAGGUUAGUUCUGAACGCCUGCACUGAGUAUUUCGAACUCUUGGAGCGUACGUGCGAAAUGUACGAGGAUUGUUUGGUUAUGCCGGAUGACUUACAAGCCGACGUUGUUGUGCCCAUAAUUAACUUCAUGUACACCGGUCAACUCGAGUUCAGAACGGAGUUAUUAGAAAAACUAUACCAAACAUCCCUGAUUAUGAAUAUGCCUGUACUUACAAAGCUUCUCGACGGCCACCGUGUUUCCAAACCAUCUUUAGUCCAGCAUUACGGCAAAAAGUACUCAAAGACGGACGUAUCCAAGAUAUUAAAUUUACCAGUGACUCCAUCAUCGAGUUUUAAUAGUACUAGUAAACGUAAUUAUUCAACAGCUUUUGAAACUUCAAGCACAGUUAAAUCUAAAAAACCCAAUACUUCUAAUGUAAAUGAAUCCCUUCUGAAAAGUGAUUCAAAUCAAUCAGGGUCAUCGACCUCACAGUUUCCAGUGUUCACUGAAAAGAAUAGUAAGGCAGCUAAGGAACCUCGUCCCACUAGAUAUGAAUUACCCGAAGAACUGGAUGAGGACAAUAUAUUUGAUAAUUCUUUUACUAACAUCUCCUACACAUCCAAGCCACUAAUGGUACACCCCGAGACAGUUAAACAGUAUGGCUCGAAGAAAAUUAAUUUAUUUGAAGAAGGAUCAUCAAGUUCAAGUAGAUUUAUAAGAAGUUCAUCAUCCGAUCUUGUGGAAUGUAAGAAAAUAACCAACAGUAAUAUAUUUGAAGAUGAUAUUAAUGAUAGUAUCGAAGAAAAUGAUAUAUUCUCAUCGACACCUUCAAAUAAGGACAUCACUAAAGAUAGCAGUAAACUGUUCGACCAGAUUCUUGAUAGUGACGGGCCCAAAGUCACUAUUGAAGCUAAAAAUAAAGAAGUCAAUAAUUUAGAUCAUGCAAAAAUAAUAAGUGAAGUAUUAAAAAAAUAUCCCCAUCUGGUCAAGAGUAAUAAGAACAUUAAGUUGAAAAUUCUGAACACUCCGAAUAAAAGUAAAAAGUCACAAUCAUCCAAUGUAUUGAAUGAAGAUAAGGAAGUUAAAUUAAAAGCGGAAAUGCCCGACUUUACUUAUGAAACCGAUGUCAUUGAUUCAAAACAAGCGGCCCAACUAAUAGCUUUAGGGGUGGAAAAUGUGAAAGGGCCAUGGAUUUGUUUGAUUUGUGGCACACCAGGAAGAGCUUUACAUUUCACAUCAUAUUAUAAUUUCCGGAAACAUCUCGUUGAAGUACACAAUGAGAAGCCCGUGCCAACUAUAUGUGAAUAUUGUGGACAAAAGUCUUUAAAGAGAAACUAUUUAUUGCAUCACUUGCUUACCAAGCAUGGUGUCGAACCACCUUCAAAUUAUCACUUCCCUCGAUGCAAUGUAUGUAACUACAUAGCUCUUAAUGAAGCACUAUUAGUUAAACAUAAAAUGACACACACCGAACUAAAACAAUUUAGAUGCAAUGUAUGUGCUGCUAAUUUCAACUCGUCGAACCAGAUGUUAAUACACAUACAAAAGACCGGUCACAAAUAUAGCGCUGAACGGAAAACUAAUUUGAAAUGCAUUUAUUGUCUCAAAGUGUUUUUGCGAGAGAGUAAUCUGUAUGCUCAUCUCAAAACCAAUCACAAGGAGGCCGCUAAGAAUGAUGGCAUAAUAGAUGACUCAGAAGAAGAACAACAAGAAGAAGAAAAGAUUGUGAGCAAACAAAGAAAAUCAGAUCACACAAACAUAAUAAAACUAGAAGUACCAGUCACUUAUGAAAAUACAUACGAAGAUAAUAACAUACAGUAUGAAAUAGAAAGACAUCCAGAUGGAAACAUUAGAGUUGUAUCCAAGAAGCAACGUGUUGUGUUACCGAAACACAAGAUAUUAAAUUCCAACUACGGUUCAUCAGUACAAAAUGUUAAUGCUAAUAAAUCUCAAGUUAAAACUAAACCGGUUCACAGAUCUCCUGUGAAGAACGAAUUUUUACAAGAGACCAGUUCUCCUAACACUCUAAGCAAUGAUGAAAUUGUAUUGAUAGACAACAAAGAAUAUAUAGUAAGAGAUUAUCAACUUAUCCCUAAAAAGGAGAAAUAUAUGGGAGAAUUCAUUAUGCCAAGUAACAUGGAGACUGAUGCUGAAGAAAAUAUUCAAACAGUGCUCCCGACAACUUCAAUGGAAUAUCAGAAUAUUCAUGGCAAUAACUACGAAGCUAAAAUGUUCGUGAAGAAAUCUAACAAAGCCAAUCAUCCCGUACAAAUAGUAGUGUCUAACGAAGAUGAAUACAAAGCGUUAAUGGCGUCGCACCAAUCUGUUUUGUACGAGGACAGAGAUGAUGGCAAAACUCUCGCGAUGUUAACAACCAAUGAUCACACGUUAGAGAAUAGGACUAUAGAUUUAACUAACGCACAGUCUAACAUGAUGAUAAUUCAAGAUGACUUCUCUAUGAAUGUCCCCGAAACAGUGUCUUCAGAAAAUCCUAAUAUAGUGGUCGUAUACAGCCAUCCGAUAGAAGAUCAAAAACAGUACCAAAUAAUAACAACUCAAGCGAUCAAUCCACAAUUCGUUCAAUCAUCAGCAAUACUCACACAAAACUAUGAAACCGUAACAACUAGUACACCGGGUAUAAGUGCAAACGCUUCAGCACAAACUGCUUGGCAAAGUAAUAUGCCGGCUAAUACAAUUACUAUGACUACUGCUUCUGAAAUACAAAAUAUGACUAUGGCUGGCUCACUACCAAUAGCGCAUGUAGAAAACAUCACAACAUCUGAAAUGAACAAUCUGCCUGAAGUCCAUUUAACGUCAUCUGAAACAGUAUUAGGCUAUAAGGAAAUGGUUAAUGCAACAAAUAUCAGUAAUUUUAACCAAUCCAAUAUUAUAAGUUCUAUAAAUGUACAAGCAAUAGAACAACCCGCUGGCGUUAUUACCAUACAACAGCAAAAUGACAAUAAUAUAAGUCAACAUUCUAUUAAUAAUCAGUAUAAUCAGAAUGAAAUCACAACAAACAUCAUACAAGCUGAUUCCAACGCAACAUAUGCUUCAUCAGUAUCGAUUUCGGAACAUGGACAACUCACUUCAGUCCCGCCUGUAAUGGUUCCAGCGACGAUACUCGCUUCAAUCAACCAAUCAAACGCUAUCCCAUCACUAGCUCAGAGAACCAUAAUCACCUCACUAGAUCCCUCUACGACCUCCCCAAAUAUAAAUCCAACAACAACUAUUGCUACUUUGGACCCUAUAACUAACUUAGCUACUCUAAUCCCCACUUCCAACAUUGCUUCAAUAGAUCCAACAACUAACAUAGCCACUUUAGUUCCAUCAUCAACAAUAACAACAUUAGAUCCUACUACUAAUUUAGCCACUUUGGUCCAGACUAGUACGAUAGCCACACUUGAUCCAACAACAAACGUGGCGACAAUAGUUCCAGCUACUAGCAUAGCUACAAUAGAUCCUAACACCAAUAUAGCGACAUUGUUGCCAGCAGCCACAUUAGAUCAGGAAAAUAAAAUAGUCACGUUGGAUUCUACAACUAUAAUGGAACCAAUUACUGUAGAUUCGACCAUAACAGUAUCCACAAUAAAUACAACAGGGACUGAAACAGACUUAGCAACAAUAUCUGAGCAAACAACUGUUGUAGAAGAAUUAGAUAUAAAGGAUGUUGUGCCAGCAACAGAUUCUACAACUACUUUGGAUAUCCAAGAUUCAAGUACAACGGCAGAUGAACCAGCAAAAACUUUAGCUCCUGAGGAACCAUCUGUUGAUAAUGAUAACUUACCAACAACAAUUACUCUAGAAGAACCAACUACAACAAGUACUGAACCAGAAAAAUAUUCUGAUUCAACAGAUACACAUAAUACCAUAGAAAUGCCUACAAAACCAUCAAAUGAAGAGAGUGACGUGGGCACAGAAGUUGUAGAUACUUCAGAAAUUCCUUUAGAAACAAAUGUCAAAGAAGAAAUUAGCUCAACCAUUCCAGUGACGGAAAAAAUUAUCGAAGAAGUCAAAGAUUCAAAUGUACCAGCUGAAGAAAUGGAAGUGGAUGAAACGAUCGAAAAUAUAGCUAAAGAUAUUGGAGUCAGUCCGAACACGAUAAAUGUGCAUGAAAUACCAACGAAAAAUCCAAAAUCUGACGAUUCUAAUGAUUUGAAGAAAGUUGUAAUAGAAAGUCUUACAUCAGAAUGGUCCGAAGAUGAAUCAGAAAAUUCACCACAACCAAAUAACGACGACGUUCCUAUCAUCACGAACGAAAUUAAAGAGGAACAAAAGGAAACCGUUGAGAUUGAAGAAUCCAUUGAAAAUAUUCAACAGGAAGUUGACAAGCAAAUCGCUGGUGACGUCAGUUCCAUCAUAGACGAGAGCACCAUCUCGUCCUAUGAAAACACCAUUACUGUUGUCGAAGAAAAACCUAAAGAAGUCAUCGAUACACCAAAAGAACAAAUAACAUCUUUACUAAAUGAAUGGGAUGAUAAUGAUUCACAAGAAAAUGAAGACACAGAUACUGUUGAAGUAGAUGGCAAUACAGAUAUAAAGUCCUCUGAAAAUAUUCCAGAGAAAAUUCAUGAAGACAAAAUAAUAGAAACUAUCAAAGACGAGAAUAUAAAGAGUUUAGUCAGCGACUGGGAUGAGGAGGACGAGGAAAAUAAGGUCUGA
This is a messenger RNA of Danaus chrysippus (African queen), 4773 nucleotides long. The record is from the annotation of a GenBank genome assembly. Lineage: Eukaryota; Metazoa; Arthropoda; Insecta; Lepidoptera; Nymphalidae.